This is a messenger RNA of Peronospora farinosa, 531 nucleotides long. NCBI's taxonomy places the organism in Eukaryota, Oomycota, Peronosporomycetes, Peronosporales, Peronosporaceae. The record is from the annotation of a GenBank genome assembly.
AUGAACACGCUAAUUGACGACAAGACCAAGCAUACAGUCCAGCAGAUUCCACUACUGACAAUACGUGCAGGACCGCGUGAUGGCGACAAUUGGACAAAACGUUUAAAAGAAGAAUAUCUUGCACUGAUUCAGUAUGUGAAAAUGAAUAAAGAAAUGGAUAACGACUGGUUUACCAUUGAAAGUAACAAAUCUGGAACACGCUGGACGGGUAAAUGCUGGUCCUUUUACAAUGGACUUCGCUAUGAAUUUGAUCUGGAAUUUGAAAUCCCAGCGACGUAUCCAGUAGCAAAUCCAGAACUUUGUCUUCCAGAGCUUGAAGGGAAGACGUCCAAGAUGUAUCGAGGAGGUAAAAUAUGCCUUACGAUCCACUUUGCGCCGCUCUGGCAGAAAAAUGUUCCACGUUUUGGUGUGGCUCAUGCUCUUGCACUUGGUCUGGCUCCGUGGCUUGCUGCAGAAGUACCGGAUCUUGUCGAGCGUGGAGUUAUUACCUCCGAUUUCGAGGAUCUAGACGACUGGGUGGUUGCUUGGUGA